Molecule: messenger RNA, 1509 nt
Organism: Colletotrichum orchidophilum
Lineage: Eukaryota; Fungi; Ascomycota; Sordariomycetes; Glomerellales; Glomerellaceae
Exons: 3
Coding region: 1-1509 (502 amino acids)
Source: RefSeq, a predicted model, not a curated record
AUGCGAGACUUCCAGAAUGAGUUUCGCUGCUUCGAUGAGCUGACGGCUGAAUGCCAACAGGCAAUACAGGACGAACCUUUGAAAGAUGCUGUUCGCCGCCUUCGUGGACGAUUCAAAAUCGCACUGGACGAGUCUAGGUUCGAGAAACACAUUCAAGAUCUGCGGGAUUCCAUCGAAGACCUCAGACAUCUCCGAUGGGAAGAUCCUGAGCUGAAGCGAAAAAAGAAUGAGACCACUGCAACCAAGAGAUUAGGCCAAGAAUAUGGAGAUUUCUGCGAGGUCAGGAGGGCAUCAAAAGCCUUUCACGAAGCCCUUGCCGCAGCCUGGUCGACCUUGAGUGAUUCCACGGGGGUAGUCAACAUGCGCCAUACUGUUCGACUGUUCCUAGAAACCAAAGUCGAAGACGAUGUUCAGAUGCAUGUUGAAAUAUCCUGCGUGGGGCAUGAGCAUGCCAAUAGGACUUUGGCCCAGGAAAACUUAGCUAGAAUUUUGGUACGAUCACAGAUGCGAACCUGGAUCAAUAAUGAAACGGACGCCCUCACGUCAACCGCGCCCGAUUCAGACGACAACAAUCGAAAGAAACGAAGAAAGGUUCGUUUUUCGCAGGAUGUACGAGAGGAAACCAUCAAAGACGAAGAUGCCUCUCUUACAAUGAGGAAUGUUCAUCAUUACCGAGGCUCAUCAGUCAACUUGUGUUCCAAAGGUCUCUGCCUAGCGUUGAAGAGCAUUUUCAAUUUUGCGUCAGAAGGAGACUGCAGCAACGAAUGCAUAGGGUACAUCGACAGUUCAUCGCAAGACCCCUACCGACACUCGCUGUACCCCGGAUUCGUGGAGAGUAGCAGCCAGCUUGGUAUCCAAUGGCCGGCAACGGCUACGUCUCAAGCCCUGGUGUCAAUGAAUGACGUGUUGGCGACUCCCGCCGAGUCCACGCUUUCCAUCAUAGACCAACUCAAACUAGCCCGUGACAUGGUGAGCACGGUGCUCAAGUUUUACUCGACGCCAUGGCUCAGAGAGUACUUCACCCUGCGGGACCUGUCCUUCUUCCAGAUGAACGGAGACUUUUCCAGGUGUCUUCGGACCCUCCACCUGGGUUUCGAAUUUGUUCAGUCAUCCGCUUCCAGCCUGCCACGGCGCAUGGAUGGAAUAGAGUCGACGAACGAGCAAGAAAGCGGAGGUGGCGGGCUCAAAGAGGCAGAGACCGCCAUCGAGCGGGCGCAAUUAGAGCACGGCAUACGUAACCUGACACUCUGGAGUCUCGGCAUCACUCUGCUUCAGAUUGGACGGUGGUCGAGCUUGGAGGCCCCAGACGACGUUCUCAGCGUCCGGAGGCUAUCACGACAGGUCCCUCCCUUGGGACCAAAGUUUCGGGACCUUACCAGGAAGUGUCUAGAAUGUGACUUUGGGUUCGGCGAUGACCUGUUGAAGCCGCGGUUGCAGCAGGCGGUGUACCAGAGUGUAGUCUGCGAGCUGAGUGAGAUGAUCAAGAGCCUAGAUGUCAGCGAUGCUUGA